This is a messenger RNA of Maniola jurtina (meadow brown), 1749 nucleotides long. It is a transcript of the gene Alg10, whose product is annotated as phospholipid phosphatase 5. The record is from RefSeq and is a predicted model, not a curated record. The coding region runs from base 103 to 957 and encodes 284 amino acids. Gene Ontology annotation, molecular function: phosphatidate phosphatase activity. The transcript is spliced from 6 exons. Gene Ontology annotation, biological process: phospholipid metabolic process. NCBI's taxonomy places the organism in Eukaryota, Metazoa, Arthropoda, Insecta, Lepidoptera, Nymphalidae.
AGAAAGGACACUUCGGUUCGCACCACGUUCGCACAAUAUUUUGAAGAGACCGAAAACAAAAAUAUUUAUUUCACAGUAAUCUAAAUUACAAAAGUGUUGAUAAUGCAUCUAAUACGUUCAGCGAGUUUUAAUUUAUUUGUGGAAAUCCUCAUACGGAUUGUUCUGCUCUCCAUUUUCUGCUAUAUGGAAUCAAUGAGUCCCUUCAUACGAGUCAUUCAGCCAUCGGAGUUAGAGAACGACUGCAAAUACCCUCGCCACGAGUCCUAUGUCCCUGGUAGUAUGUUGUGGGCAAUUGUGGUGUCGGUGCCCUGCGUGCUCACAAUCAUAGCAUGGGCUAUUUGUAAUGACUGCAAUGAUGCAUUGGAGUUUCUACUGGCAUGGUCAUUAUCUCUUGGCAUCACUGGCAUACUAACAGACUCAGUCAAAUUAAUAGUAGGUAGACCUAGACCGGAUUUCUUCUAUCGAUGUUUCCCGGACGGGAUUGAAACGCCAGACCUCCAGUGUACCGGGGACCCUGGUGAUAUAAUAGAGGGGAGGAAGUCCUUCCCUAGUGGCCAUAGUAGCAUAUCGUUCUGUUCGCUGGGCAUAGCGUCCGCCUGGGUGUGCGGGCGGCUGGGCACGGUGGCCAGGCGGCGAGGCUCUGGAGUCAGGGUGCUGUCCACGCUGGCACCGCUGGUGGCUGCCGCGUGCAUAGCGUUGUCCAGGACCUGUGACUACCAUCACCAUUGGCAAGAUGUCCUAGUGGGGUCCAUCUUAGGUUUGUCGGUAUCGCUGUUCUGUUACCGGCAGUACUACAACGCUCUAACUUCAGACCUGUCCGGGGUUCCGUACAUAGUGUCCCGGGCGAGCCUCGCCAAGUAUUUGAACGGAAAACCAGAUAUCAGUCCGGUCAAAGACGCGAAAGAAGAAUCUACGCCAUUGCUCAAUGGUGCUAAAAAAGAGGACAAAUGGAUUUAAUGUUAUUUUAAUUUGUGACAUUUUUUUUUUCGUAACAAUCAAGCGUGAUUUAUAAUCGACCGAUUUUUUUAAAGAUUUUUACGUUAAUUAUGUUUACAUUCACGUCAUUGUACAAUGGCGUAAAGAAAAAGGACAAAAUUUUAAUUUGUGAUAGAUUUUUUUGUAACAAUUAAGUGUGAUUUUUAACUAACCGAUUUUUUUAUAGGUCUUUUUAAGUAUAUUUCCACGCCAGUGCUUAGUGGCGCAAAGAAAGAGGACAAAUUGAUAUGAUUAAUGUUAUUUUAAUUUGUGAUUAUUUAUUUUUGUUAAAAUUGUAUUUUUUAACAACGGAUUUUUUUAACUUUUUUUUUUAAUAUUGGCGCAAAGAAAAUGGCCAAAUGGACUUACAUUGUUUUUAAUGUGAUACAUUUUAAGUGUGAUAUUUUUAACUGACCAAUUUUUAAAUUUUAUUUAUUUCCACGCCAUUGGUCCGUGGCGCAAAGAAAGAGGAUGAAUGCAUUUGAUCUUAUUUUAAUUUACGAUGUGAUAAAAUGUUAAUGUUUUUUUUGUAAUUUUACUAUCUAUACCUACUUAUGAAUUUCAUUUCUUAGAAGGAAAAAUAUGAAUCGAGAAUGAUGGAGAAGUUAAUUAAAUCGAAUCAUUAGUACAUAUGACAAAUCAUAAAUUAUUUUGAUCUUUAAAAAAAUUUAAGAAUCAUACAAAAAUUUACAUCAUGUAAAAAAUAUUUUUUUUCCACUUAACUAAGUUACAUUCCACUAACUACAUAUCGAUUUUCCAUUAAAUAAUUUCUUA